UGUUUGUCUUGAAAUUGAAUUAAAUAUUGAACAGAUGGAAAAUGCCAAAAGUGUUGGACCAGAGAAGGCAUUUCAUUUAACUAAACUGUUGACAUCAAAUAUGUUAUAUUUAGUUGAUGAAUUGAAAAAGAUUGAAGGGAUGAGUGCUCAAGAUCUUUGGAUGAAAGAGCUUGAUGUGUUGGAAAAGGCAUGGGACGAAUUUGAAAUGCUGAUAAAGAAACAAACUGAAAUUACGUCAGUAAAUGCUAAGAACAACUAUAAGUUUUUAUAG
Molecule: messenger RNA, 271 nt
Organism: Entrophospora candida
Lineage: Eukaryota; Fungi; Glomeromycota; Glomeromycetes; Entrophosporales; Entrophosporaceae
Source: the annotation of a GenBank genome assembly